Rubroshorea leprosula is the source of this 717-nucleotide messenger RNA. The record is from the annotation of a GenBank genome assembly. Lineage: Eukaryota; Viridiplantae; Streptophyta; Magnoliopsida; Malvales; Dipterocarpaceae.
UCAUGAGAUUUGCAAUAAUUUUUCAUUGUCAAAAAAUCAAAACCAUUAUAUUUUUCUGGUUUAUUAUUUAGUGUCACAAUUAAAACCUAAUUGAAACAAAAAAAAAAAAAAAAAAAAGUGGAGCUGGGUUCGACGGAACCCAGCAAACUGGGUUCCACCGAACCUAGUAGACAUAGAGGAAGAAGAGGAAGAAAGAAAAAGAAAAAAAAGAAAGGAAGAAGAUGAUCAAAAGAGGGGAAGAAGAUGGAUCAAGAAAAGGAGACGGGUAAAUUUGCUGGAGGAGAGACUGUAUCCUCAUCAGGCAAGCGAGCUCCACUCAUUCAGCAAGAAGAUUUCUCCCCUUUCAACCAACCCAACCACAAUCCUUGUUCUUUCUCGGCAAGACCCAACCUAGCCACCUACCAGUGUCCCAUUCUAGCAGACUCAAGCACGUCGCAAGCCCUCAGAAUUUUCGACCCCCUAGUCCACCUGCCACAGACCACCAGAAGCUUUGCACCCUUUAGUCUGCCCGUGAGAAACCAACAAAAGCCUCGUGCCCCUAGUUCGCUCACCACAAACCACCAAAAGCCUUGUGCUCCUGGUCCGUCCACUGCUUCGCAGCAAACUCUAGCAGACUGCCUCCCUUUACCAAACAGCAGUCUUAGUAAAGUGAAGGGAAGGGAAGGGAAGGAGGAUAAUGAUUAAUGUUAAUUUUAUUUAAAUAGAAAAAGUGAAAGA